Molecule: messenger RNA, 3465 nt
Organism: Nelumbo nucifera (sacred lotus)
Lineage: Eukaryota; Viridiplantae; Streptophyta; Magnoliopsida; Proteales; Nelumbonaceae
Product: receptor-like protein kinase HSL1
Biological process (GO): protein phosphorylation
Molecular function (GO): receptor serine/threonine kinase binding; protein kinase activity; ATP binding
Source: RefSeq, a predicted model, not a curated record
CUCUUAUUAUACAAAACCAAAAUCGUGUCUUCUUCUCUCCGUUGUCCCUCUCGCAAGUCUCGAGAGACAAACAAUGCUUCUGCUACUGUUCUUUCUUCUUUUGCCUUCUCAGGUUCUCUCUCUAAACCAGGAAGGUCUGUAUCUUCAACGAGUCAAACUCGGAUUCGAUGACCCGGAUGGCGCCCUUGCCGACUGGAGCGAGAGAGACGACACUCCAUGUAACUGGACGGGCAUCCGCUGCGACUCCAGUACUCCUCCUUCGGUUAUCUCAGUCGACCUCUCCAGUGCCAACGUCGCCGGUCCUUUCCCAACUAUCAUCUGUCGUCUUCGCAACCUUGCUUUCCUCUCCCUCUACAACAACUCCAUCAACUCUUCUCUUCCCGUUGAAAUCUCUGCUUGUCGGAAUCUCCGGGACCUCAACCUCGCCCAGAACUAUCUAGUGGGUCCUAUCCCGGCCUCGCUCGCCGAAAUCCCAACUCUUCGCAGCCUUGACCUGUCAGGAAACAACUUUUCCGGCGACAUCCCGGAGAGUUUUGGGCGAUUCCAGAGACUUGAGGUGCUCUCCCUCGUUGAGAAUCUCCUCAAUGGCCCCUUUCCUUUAUUUCUUGGAAACAUUUCCACUCUUAGGCAACUUAAUCUAUCUUACAACCCAUUUACGCCGAGUCCAAUUCCGCCCGAUCUAGGUAACUUGACAAAUCUGGAAGUUAUCUGGCUUACUCAAUGCAAUCUUGAGGGUCAGAUUCCUGACUCGGUCGGCCGGCUUAAACGUCUGACGGACUUGGACUUAGCGUUGAACAACCUUGUCGGUCGGAUUCCAGAGUCGAUUACUGAGCUUUCGAGUGUUGUACAGGUUGAGCUUUACAACAAUUCGUUGUCCGGUAAUUUGCCGAGGGGAAUGUCUAAAAUGACGGCAUUGCGGAGAUUCGAUGCUUCCACGAACCGUUUAGAGGGACCAAUUCCUGAUGAAUUGUGUAGCUUGCCACUCGAGUCGCUGAAUUUGUAUGAGAACAACUUUGAGGGAACUGUGCCAGCAAGUAUCGCUCUGUCGCCGAAUCUAUACGAGUUGAGACUCUUUAGUAACCGGCUUACCGGAGAACUGCCGAAGGAUCUCGGGAAGAAUUCCCCGUUGAUGUUGAUAGAUGUUUCAGAAAAUCAGUUAUCCGGUGAGAUUCCCGCUAAUUUGUGCGAGAAAGGUUUGCUAGAAGAGCUUCUGUUGAUCCAGAAUUCGUUUUCUGGGAAAAUUCCUGAGAGCCUUGGUCAGUGCCGAAGCUUGAAUAGAGUUCGUUUGUUAAAUAACAAGCUCUCCGGUGAAGUCCCGGCGGCGUUCUGGGGCCUUCCGCGUGUCUCUUUAUUUGAGCUUGCUGGAAACUCGUUUUCUGGUGGGAUCCCUAAGACAAUCUCCGGCGCCUCUAAUCUUUCGGUCCUGCUUAUUUCGAAUAACCAAUUUACAGGGAACAUCCCAGAAGAAGUUGGAUCGUUGAAUAAUCUCGUUGAGUUCUAUGCUGGUGAUAACCGGCUGAACGGCCCGCUACCUUCAACACUGGUGCAUCUUACUGAACUCAUCACACUUGAUCUUCACAAUAACCAGCUCUCAGGUCAGCUUCCAUUAGGAAUCCGGUCAAUGAAGAAGCUCAAUGAACUGAACCUCUCCAAUAAUAGACUAGCCGGUGAAAUUCCAGAGGACCUUGGGACAUUACCGGUACUUAAUUACCUUGAUCUCUCGGGCAAUCUUUUCUCUGGGGAAAUCCCACUUGAAUUGCAGAACUUGAAGCUUAAUCGUUUCAACCUUUCAAACAAUCGCCUCUCUGGAGAUAUUCCCCCUCUCUACGCUAAAGAUGCUUACAGGGGUAGCUUCUUGGGCAAUCCUGGUUUAUGCAAAGAUUUGGCAGGUCUGUGUCCAACCAAAACUGAAGUGAAAAGGCAGGGCUUUGUUUGGCUGCUAAGGUCAAUCUUUAUACUUGCUGCUCUGGUCCUUGUCGUUGGGGUUGCCUGGUUUUUGUGGAAGUACAGGAAUUACAAGAAGGAAAAGAAUGGUGUCGAUAAAUCGAAAUGGACGCUGACGUCCUUCCACAAACUGGGCUUCAGUGAAUAUGAGAUCUUGGAUUGCCUCGAUGAAGAUAACGUGAUCGGUAGUGGCGCUUCUGGGAAGGUCUACAAGGCUGUACUCAGCAAUGGAGAGACAGUUGCUGUGAAGAAGCUAUGGGGUGCAUCCAAGAAAAGAGAUGACAGUGGUGAUGUUGAGAAUGGCAGGAUGGCGGAUGGUGGGUUUGAGGCAGAGGUGGAGACGUUGGGGAAGAUCAGACAUAAGAACAUAGUCAAGUUAUGGUGCAGCUGUACAACUCGGGAUUGCAAGCUGCUUGUCUACGAAUACAUGCCUAAUGGAAGCUUGGGGGAUUUGCUUCAUAGCAGUAAGGGAGGCUUGUUGGACUGGCCUAUAAGAUACAAGAUUGCUGUGGAUGCUGCAGAAGGUCUUUCAUAUCUGCAUCACGACUGUGUCCCUCCAAUUGUUCACAGAGAUGUGAAAUCCAACAAUAUCUUGUUAGAUGGGGAGUUUGGGGCUCGUGUGGCAGAUUUUGGAGUUGCCAAGGUUGUGGAUAUGGUUGGAAAAGGGCCCAAGUCUAUGUCUGUCAUUGCUGGUUCUUGUGGUUACAUUGCUCCAGAAUAUGCAUACACGCUUCGUGUAAAUGAGAAGAGCGACAUAUACAGCUUCGGGGUGGUUCUUCUUGAGUUGGUUACAGGGAGACUUCCUGUUGACCCCGAAUUCGGAGAGAAAGACUUGGUUAAGUGGGUCUGCACCACCAUGGAUCAAAAAGGUGUUGAACAUGUGCUUGAUCCCAAACUUGACCUUUGUUUCAAGGAAGAAAUAUGCAAGGUCCUUAAUAUUGGGCUCCUCUGCUCCAGCUCUCUCCCCAUCAACCGUCCCUCCAUGCGAAGGGUGGUGAAGAUGCUGCAGGAAGUGGGUGCAGAAAACAAGCCCAAGGCUGGAAAGAAGGAUGGGAAGUUGUCACCCUAUUACUACGGGGAUUCAACUGAUCUGGGUAGUGUGGUUUAACAACUCAGUGCAAGGUUUUGCAGAGACAAUCUUAAAAAGGAAGUGAGAAGAAAACUGCUUUUCCUCUGGUUCAUUUACUAAUUUUAAGCCCCUCUUGCUGUUUGUGUCAUGGAGGGAGAUUGGGAGAAGAAGAAACAAGGAGAGAGUGAGAGCUCAGUGGAGUUUGUGUUUCUAUUAAGGUGCUGGUGUUGUAUACUGUAAAUUAAUUAACCCCUUAAAAGUUUUCUUAAACAAGCUUUUAGAAAGCUAUCUAUAGUAAGACCUCUCAUCAGUAGUAGAGUGCUGGUUGCCUUUUUUUUCCCUUUUUUUUCUUCUCGGAUAUGGCAGAUGAUUAUUAACAUUGGCACUUGUACCUGUAUUGGUAAUUGCAGUUAAUGCUAGUGAAACAAAGCAUGGGCUUGUCUUUUCUUCUA